AUGAGCGAAACACAAUUGAUCCCACUAUCGGAUGCUCCCGUAAGACGCAGGCUUUCCAUAUAUCAGAAAGUGAAAGCUUUCGACGAGGAAGACGAUGACGACAAAGUUGGUACAGCUACGAACGAAGAGCCAAGUCAAGGCGCUAUAGCUUCUGGUGGACUUGUUGGUGAUGAUUUAGAUGAAGGAUUCGAAACGUUGCAGCCAUUGUCUGCAAAUCAACAUUUGGGUUUUGAUGAUUCGUUCGUAACGAAGCGCAAAACACCUCGAAAACGACUGGUUAAGCAAGUUUGGGAAGAAGGUCCAUUCAAGAUAGGAACUACAUCUCAUCAUACUACCGCCAAUAUCGCUACGAGUACCAUCACGCCUCCUCAACCCAUACGCCGUCGUGAUUUACCUACAGUCACUGUCACAGCAACGCCAUACUGUACUCCCGGAAAUAUCAUCGAUUCUUCGCCGUCGCCUACAGAUCCACGUAAGAUAUCUGUAUCUCCUACGUCAUCGGCUUAUACCACACCAUCUGAACAUGCAUCAUCGCCUCAGCAAUCGAUUCAAGUUACCCCAGUGUAUAAUGAUGUUGAUGGAGGGUUAAAUGAUGACUAUCAUUAUCAGAAUGAUUAUGAAGAACUUGGUUUCGAACAUCUGCAGAUAUCGGAGGAUUUACGUGUAACGGAUGAUGAUGAGCAGCAUGGUCCUGAAGUAGAUGAAGAUGAGACACAACAAGAUGAAUCACAGCAGCAGUCAGAUCCUUCAUCGGAAGUAUCUGAUCUAAAUCAAGAGCCUGAUUUAAAUUCAGCACAUAAUGAAAGUGAUGUAGAUCCUAUAAAUCAACUCGAUGAUGGCGAUGACGAUACCAUAGAAACAGGAGCGAAUCCUUCUGAAACGCCAACUAGAGGGGCAGAAAGUGAGGAGGAAUCGCCUAUAAAGUUGUUUGGACGUAGAGGUACACCUGCAGCUCGAAGGAGAGUCGUCGUUUCCUCUGAUGAAGAUGAAGAAGCCGACGCAGAAGACGACGAAGAAGUAAAUUCCCCUCAUAAAGCACGAGUAGACCUUAUAAAUUGUCAAAAUUCAACCUCUCCAGAUCCCCGUGACGACCAGUACGUUAGUUUGGUAGAACAGGACGAAGGACCAUCACCAGCAUUAUAUAAAAAACGUCCACAGAAGAGUAAACGUGCCAUCAUCUCGGAGGAUGAUGAAGACGAAGUACUUGUCUUGUCACACUCUCAACCACCAUCCAAAACUCACAUUCGUCCAUUAAACCCAGCACCAUUACAACCAGUGCAUCGUGAACCUUUUGUCAUUCAUGAUUCGUCUAGUGAAUCCGAAGAGUCUGUGAAAGUGAUUUCGAGAAGGGUGCCAAAACCGGUAUAUGCUGUUAAUCUAGAUGACUCAGAUGAUGACGAGGAGGAGGUUAAUGUGCGUAUAGUUGGUCGUGAUGUUAAGGGCAAAGCAGUUGUAAAGAACUGUGAUGAUGUUGAAGACAAGGAGAAUCAGGAUGAGAAUUCUGAUGGAUACUUACACUUUGAACCGAGCAGUACUCGUCCUGUUACCAAAAAAGCUUGGUCACCAGACUUGAAACAUACUGUCUCGACCCCUUUGAUGAGAGCUACACCCAAACUUCCUAGUGCAACACCAGCAUCAAAGAAGUUCAAACAGACCCGUGAAUCUAUGGCUCAAAGUUUGUAUGCAGAAUUCAAUACUCGAGUCUUUGGAAACCGUCUCAACGAUGUGGCAAUCACGUGGUCUGUUAAGUUGAACAAGACAGCUGGAAGGACUUGGACUAGGCAGGAAAUGCGAAACGGAGAAGUCGUUCGGUUGGCUAGAAUUGAAUUAUCGAGUAAAGUUAUCGAUGAGGAAUACAAGCUACGAAAUACUCUCAUUCACGAGCUAUGUCAUGCGGCGUCCUGGAUAGUCGAUGCCUCGAAUAAACCUCCUCACGGAGGAGUAUUCAAGAAAUGGGGCACUCGAGCGGAACGACAGUAUGCUGACAUUGAAGUUACGACACUUCAUUCUUACGAGAUUUCCUACAAGUUUCAUUAUCAAUGCACGAACUCCUUGUGCUGUAAAGUGCUGAUAUUGUUGGCAAGGCAGUCUGAUACCAAAAAGGACGGGACUCCCAGAGCACCUUCAAAGUUUGCUUUGCAUGUCAAGGACCACUUCAAAGCCACCAGAGAGCAGAAUGGUGGAGCAUCCCAUGGUGAAAUCAUGAGGAUGCUGUCGGAGUCUUACAAAGCUCUAAAUAUUCAAAAAGUGGACACUCCUGGUGGUGAACAGCUCUAG
Molecule: messenger RNA, 2277 nt
Organism: Synchytrium microbalum
Lineage: Eukaryota; Fungi; Chytridiomycota; Chytridiomycetes; Synchytriales; Synchytriaceae
Exons: 7
Coding region: 1-2277 (758 amino acids)
Cellular component (GO): nucleus
Source: RefSeq, a predicted model, not a curated record